UAGUUGUGUAGGUCCUAUGAUACAGAUAUGAGUAGACUAUAUCGUCUGUAGACAAUGUAUGCAGAGUCAGUGGUUGGAUUUACCCUGCUCUAUAUCCCUGCUGCAGCUAGACACCGAGUAAUUCCCGUUAAUGCGGAUAAUGCCUAGGACACAUUGCGCGCUGCCUGCGACGCACAGCUCUCCUUGGAGGAUUUGGAGGGUGCUCGUGUCACCCACCAAAAGAAGAGGGACCGUGGACACAGACAUUACUCCGCCAUAACAAGAAGUAACUUUUGGAUUCAACAUGUAGCUAUCGGCUUUUAAUAAUUUAGACAGCACAGUGAAGUUUAUUUCUCAUUUCUUAUGUGAUGUAGUUACGCUUUUUACGCACAGGACUCAUGAGUUAGUAAGAAGUUCACAGAUGAUGCUACUUGGAGGAGAUUUGGAGAGUGCUUGUGGGAGUCAAUGGAAUAAACACACACAUAAAAGUGAAGUCUGAAGUAUAUUACGAUGGACCCCUAUGGCUCUACACUGAAUCGGAGUCACUCUUUGGCCAGUGGUUUGGAGAAAACAUCCCCCACAUGGAACAAGCCCCCGCACUCUCGCAGCAGCAGCACGGUCUCCUCCCCUCACUCCAGACUGAUCAUCAAAGACUGGGAGAUAAUAGACGACCUCCAUGUUGAAACAAAUGCAGCAGGUGACAGUCUUCAGGACAUGACAACUCCAGGCAUAUGUGAGGGAUACCUACUCAAGAGGAGGAAAUGGCCACUAAAGGGCUGGCACAAGAGGUAUUUUGUGUUAGAAGCUGGGAUUUUGAGAUACUCCAAAAGUCAACAUGAUGUCUCAAGAGGACGCGUCCAGGGGUCACUAGAUGUUAGCCACGCGGUCAUGUCAAUAAAUAAAAAAUCCAAUCGUAUUGAUUUAGAUGCUGGGGAUAUUCUUUACCAUAUGAAGGCCAAAAACCAUGAACUCUUUUACAUUUGGGUGACAAAGCUUCAAGCCCAUCGUUCAUACAAAAAAAAUUCACAAGUUCACAGUGGGUUCCUCCAGUCCCUGACGAACAACACCAUUAUAACCAAUGGAAUUACAAGCUCCAAACACCUGACUGUCCCUAAUGCACCAAAGCCCCCCUCACCGUACACAGCGGUGAACAGCAAAGUAUCGGCAUGGCUUCAACAAUCACACGCACCAGAGACGUGUGCUCAAGAGUUGAACCGGUGCCAUUUGGACUUGUCCGAGUUAAACCGUUUAAUCCAGAGGCUGCAGGCUCUGGAAACUGGCCAAAUCAUAGGUAAUGGAGAUCUGCAGCGGAUCAUUAGCAUACAGAAUUUGUCACUUGAAAAGCCCAAAAGACCGAGGUCAGCAAAAAUGUGGGGUCAUUCUCGCACUCUGUCAAGAGUAGAAGCCCUGGGACUGCCUGUUCGCGGGAUGCCCAAAUCUCUGUCCUCCACUCACUUGAGUAGCUCCUCUCAUCUUGAGGCUUCGGUCCCGUCUAUACCGGACUAUGUUUACUCACAGUUAGCUCCGCCCUCAGCUCUAUCCCCUGAGAGCAAGAAACUACAGCAGGACAUCUGCAGCACAUCACUGCGAGUGCUUUCUUCCCUGAAGUCAGUCCAUGAGACCCUCUCACAGGAGCGCCAAAAACUUCAAGAAGUUUGGGAAACAAACAACUUGGACCACCUCACAUUACCUGCAACUGAGGCCAUCAGGUCCCGUGGUGCUCCAUCUGUGGCAGAUUCAGCAGCUGAAUAUUUUGAUGCCAGUGAUGAUCUCCGGUGUGUGAGUUCAUCUGAGGUCACAGACGAAUCUGGACUCAGUGACGGGAGCACCACAAACUCUGAGCCGGAGGAAGGCCAUGCAUUGGCCACUCGUAAAUAUCGUGCCAGCAUUUCCAAAGCUCCUCACAGUGUCCCCCCCAAAAGCACAGGACGACGGACUACACUGCCCGCAUACUGUCCCGACAACAGCCAUGUGGGCCUAGUAGCUAUCCUCUACAACAACAUAGGUAAGGAUCUGGCUCGAGUGUCGAUGCCCGCUGCCCUGAAUGAACCGGUGAAUCUGCUACAGAGACUGUGUGAGGAGCUGGAGUACAGUGAGCUCUUGGACACAGCUGUCAACACACCAGACCCCUACCACAGGAUGGUUUACAUUGCUGCCUUUGCCAUCUCCGGUUACUCCACGGCCACUUUCAGAAACCGUUAUAAACCCGUCAACCCGGUGCUCGGAGAGACAUUUGAGUGCAUACGAGAGGACCGUGGCUUUAGGCUCAUCAGUGAACAGGUUUGCCACCAUCCUCCCAUUUCAGCCUGUCAUGCUGAGUCGGACAACUUCAGCUUCUGGCAAGAUCAAAGGUGGAAGAAUAAAUUCUGGGGGAAGUCCCUGGAAAUCUUGCCGACGGGAAUGGUCAACGUCACACUCCCAAAAUAUGGGGAUCAUUAUGAGUGGAACAAGGUGGUGACGUGCAUUCAUAACGUCUUCAGUCAGCAGAGAUACCUGGAGCACUAUGGAGAGGUCACAAUUCAAAACCUCAACAGCAGCAUCUGCACCUGCAAGAUCACGUUUGUCAAGUCUCGCUAUUGGGGUUCGGACACAAACAAAAACGAGGUGCAGGGGACAGUGUUGGACGAGAGUGGGAGCGUCAUUCACAGAUUCGGGGGUCUGUGGCAUGAGGGUAUCUUCUGUGACACUCUGCCCUCUCCCAAAUGUGUCUGGAAACCAAACCCACAGCCAAAAGAUCACCUGUUGUAUUAUGGCUUCUCUUCUUUUGCAAUGGAAAUGAAUGAACUGCCCCCAGAGCUGGAGCCGUUCCUGCCUUUAACCGACACAAGACUGAGACCAGAUCAAAGAAUGUUGGAAGAGGGCCUGGUGGACGAAGCAGACAGAAAAAAAGAUGAGAUCGAGGAACUUCAGAGGCUGCGAAGGAAGGAGCUCUCCAAAAAGGGGGAAGAGCAUGUUCCUAGAUUCUUCAAGAAAACGAAGGACCAGUGUGGUCGGGACGUGUGGGUGACCAAUGGGACUUACUGGGAUCUCAGGGAGGACCCGGGUUUUGCAAGUUUAGACUGUCUAAAGCUUUGGUGACUUUGCUAUUUACCUGCAUAUUUAAAGAAACUGUUUUAAAUAUUGAAAUACAGAAAGCAUUUAUGAACCAGUGAAGGGGGAUAUGCUCAUGUGUUUUUAGACUAUUCUUAUAACAUACAAACCAUGACCGGCUCAUGGAAAGUGUCUGCUAGUCAGAUCAAAGUCAUUUCAACUUAUCAUAUAUUCUAAUGUAUGUUAAAUGAAAAAGGUUCCCA
This is a messenger RNA of Periophthalmus magnuspinnatus, 3272 nucleotides long. It is a transcript of the gene osbpl7, whose product is annotated as oxysterol binding protein-like 7. The transcript is spliced from 23 exons. Gene Ontology annotation, cellular component: intracellular membrane-bounded organelle; plasma membrane; perinuclear endoplasmic reticulum. Gene Ontology annotation, molecular function: cholesterol binding. NCBI's taxonomy places the organism in Eukaryota, Metazoa, Chordata, Actinopteri, Gobiiformes, Gobiidae. The record is from RefSeq and is a predicted model, not a curated record. The coding region runs from base 490 to 3057 and encodes 855 amino acids.